AUGGCGGAAUCAUCUUACAUAUCUGGGGCCCUCAACGCAAGGAGGCUGCCAGUCGCUGCAGCAACAUGCAGCAGCAGCAGCAGCAGCAACAUCCUUAGCCAGGCCUUGCAGCAGAACGCCGCAGAUGCAGGCGAGGCUCGGGGGCCCCCUCUGUUCGCUGAUGGAGAGGGAGAAGGGGAUGGGGCCCCUGUUGAGGCUCAGGAAAGGGAGGAAGCCGAUGAGAACACCUUUAAAAUCCUUAUUGCUACAGACACCCACUUAGGCUAUAAAGGAGAGGACCCUAUUCGCGGCAACGACAGUUUCAGAACAUUCGAAGAAAUACUGCAAAUUGGAAGGAGAGAAAACGUCGACUUUAUGCUGCACGCGGGAGACCUCUUUGAUGAAAACAAACCAUCUAGAACGACCCUGUACAGGGCGAUGUGUUUGCUGCGGAAGUACUGCCUCGGGCCUGGGGCUGUUCUCUUCGACGUCCUCUCCACCUCUAACAUACAAACGCCACACAGAGACACUUCACAGACGCAUGCAUACAGCAGCAGCGCUGCAUCAGCAACAGCAGCAACCACAGUGGGCAGCCAUUCGGCUGCCUCUCAAGGCCUGCACAACGGACGCAUGCAACAGCAGCAGCAGCAGACCGCAGCAGCAGCAGCAGCAGCAACAGAAGACCCCGCAGCAACACAGAUGGAUCCGCGGGGGGCGUGCGAUACCUUUCGGUUUGGGUUGAACUACUUAAAUGAAAAUGUCAACGUCUGCAUGCCGGUAUUUGCUAUGCAUGGCAACCACGACGAUCCCGGAGAUGCCUCGCAUUUAUCUCCUUUAGACAUUUUGGAGGCUGCGCAUUUGAUAAAUUACUUCGGGAGAGUUGACGACAUUGAGGAUAUUCGAAUUCGCCCGAUUUUGUUUCGCAAGGGAACCUCAAAGGCGAGUCUUGCGGUGUAUGGCAUGGGUUGGGUUAGAGACGAACGGCUGCACAGGGCUUAUCUAAGCGGGAAGGUUACGUACGAAGUACCUGCAGACGAACCCGUGCAGAAUUGGUUUAAUGUCCUUCUCGUGCAUCAGAAUAUGUACAAAGGAGGGCACGGUGGUGUGCCAGCGAAGAACUGCGUGUUGGAGCGGAUGCUGCCUUCCUUCGUUGAUUUGACUGUCUGGGGUGCAUGCGUCUUUGGAGGCGACAGUUUCCGAGUGAAGCCUGUGCCUCUGACGACAGUUCGGCCUUUAUUAAUUGAAGAUGUUUGUCUUGCGGAUUUGCUGAAAGACUGCGCUUCAGCGCAGUGGAAGGGGGGGGGCCCCCUUCAAGAAGGAGGUAUAGGAGCAGCAACAGCAGACAAAGAGACGUGGGAAGUGCUGACCAAAGUAGUCGAAGACAUGCUGCUGCAGUACAACGCAAAAAGAAAUGCAAUUAUACAGCAGCAGCAGCAGCAACAGCAGCAACAGCAGCAGCAGCAGCAGCAGCAGCAGGAGGGUGUUGGUGGUAAAUGCGUGAAUAAGAAAAGACAGGCAUAUCAGCUGUUCUGCAACUACAAGUCUGGAGCAACACAAGACCUAGUUGUAUCGACAGCAAACUCCUCAAUCCCUGAAUUGCAAUUUGAAGCGGCUUCCGCCAAUGGACCGCCCGAUAUCCACGACAUCAUAUUUCACUACAUGGAAGACGCGAGAGGGCUGCAGGUGUUGUUAGAACCCGACUUCAACGACGCCGUGCAGCGCUUUGCAGUCAAGCUGGACCCUUCGGCGAUAUCUUCUUUUCUUAAGAAGAGUAUAAACACUGCCCGCCUGCAUGCACGACAGUUGCUGCGCGAACAAAUACAAAAAAGCCCCAACGAAAUGCCUUCGAAAGAAGAUGUUAGGGGGCUCAUAUGCGAUUUUACUCAGGCUGCGCGCAUGAAGCGACUGACAGAGGCGGAGGGAGAACAGAAAGCAGAAGAAGAUAGGGGCCCUUCUGCUGCUGCUGCUGCACUGGAUUCAGAGACAGCAGCAGCAGAAGCAGCAGCAGCAGCAGCAGAAGAGCGGACAGAAGAAGGGGUAGUGAUAGACGGAUUUGGUGCUGCAGCAAGAGGAACCCAACGGCAGCAGCAGCAGCAGCAGCAGCAGAGAGACAUUCGCUCUCUUCUCUCUCAGCUGCUAUACUAG
Eimeria acervulina is the source of this 2124-nucleotide messenger RNA. Its product is annotated as double-strand break repair protein, putative. Gene Ontology annotation, cellular component: nucleus; Mre11 complex. The record is from RefSeq and is a predicted model, not a curated record. The transcript is spliced from 16 exons. Lineage: Eukaryota; Apicomplexa; Conoidasida; Eucoccidiorida; Eimeriidae. Bases 1 to 2124 code for a protein of 707 amino acids. Gene Ontology annotation, molecular function: endonuclease activity; manganese ion binding. Gene Ontology annotation, biological process: mitotic intra-S DNA damage checkpoint signaling; mitotic G2 DNA damage checkpoint signaling; double-strand break repair via nonhomologous end joining.